AAUUCCAUAAAAAGACAGGAUUUCUAUUUCUAGCAAAUUAUUACCUAAAAAGGGGAAACUCCUGCAGAUUUGUUCAGAAGGGUGAAGAAAAAUGGCUAGAACUUACGAAUCUUUAAUAGAUGAUAAGAUCGAACAGGGUUUGUUAGCUAAUGAAAGAGAAGGAUCAGACAUUAAUUCUUCUUUGAAUUUGCAUGAAUUCAUUGAAGAAACCAAAAGGAUUGGGUACAUAACAGGUCCAAUGGUGGCAGUCCAUUUCUCACAAUACUUUCUGCAAAUUAUAUCAGUGGUAAUGGUUGGUCACCUUGGCCAACUUUCUCUCUCCAGCAUUGCCAUUACCGUCUCCUUUGGUGCUGUCACUGGUUUCAGUGUUCUUUUUGGAAUGUCGGGUGCACUUGAAACUUUGUGUGGGCAAGCUUAUGGAGCUCAACAAUAUGGAAAACUAGGAACUCAUACUUAUACAGCUAUACUCUCCCUUAUCGUAGCUUGUCUCCCUUUGACUGCCCUUUGGGUUUAUAUGGGUAAAUUAUUCAUUCUGAUAGGCCAAGAUCCUGUUAUUUCAGAGGAGGCUGGGAAAUUGAUUAUAUGCCUAAUUCCUGCUCUCUAUGCGUAUGCAACACUUCAACCUAUUAUACGGUUCUUUCAGACACAAAGUUUGAUUAUGCCAUUGCUUGUAAGUUCCUGUUCUAGUCUCUGUUUCCAUGUGCUUCUUUGUUGGGGUUUAGUGUUUAAGUCUGGACUAGGAAACCAAGGUGCAGCAUUAGCCAUCAGCAUUUCCUAUUGGACAAAUGUGAUUUCACUAGGAUUAUAUAUGAUGUUCUCUGAUACUUGUUCAAAAACCCUUGCCCCUAUUACAAUCGAUGUAUUUCGAGGAGUUCAAGAGUUCUUUCGUUUAGCUAUCCCCUCUGCUUCCAUGAUUUGCCUUGAAUGGUGGUCAUUUGAGUUGCUCAUAAUAUUUUCUGGAUUUUUACCAAACCCACAACUUGAAACAUCUGUUACAUCUGUCUGUCUAGCAACCAUGUCAACACUAUUUCCAAUACCAGAGGGAAUAGGUGCUGCAGCAAGCACUAGAGUUUCAAACGAACUAGGAGCAGGGAACCCGCGUUCAGCUCGUAUUGCUGUCUUCACCGCCUUGUUGAUUGCACUAUUAGAGUCCGUUACCGUUGGUGCAGCCCUCUUUUUUAGUAGGCAUGUGUUCGGUUAUGUUUUCAGCAAUGACAAGGAAGUUAUCGAUUAUGUCACAAACAGGGCUCCUUUGCUAUCUUUGUCUGUUGUUUUGGAUAGUUUACAAGUUGUCCUGUCAGGGAUUGCAAGGGGAUCAGGAUGGCAGGAUUUGGGGGCUUAUAUCAACCUUGCUGCAUACUAUCUUUGUGGAAUUCCAGUUGCUGUCGUAUUGGGAUUUUGGGUUAAGAUGAGAGGAAAGGGGCUCUGGAUUGGGUUACAAGCUGGUUCCUUUUUGCAAGUACUUUUGCUUUCUGCCAUAACAAGUUGUAUAGAUUGGCAUAAGCAGGCUAGGAAGGCAAGGGACAGAUUAUUGGCGAGUGACGUUGAGACUCAAGCACAGAUUAGUGGAGAUUAAUCCUUAGGUUGGAUUUGGAUGGGUGGUGCGUUUAUGUAUGGUUAGUGUAAAAACAACAAUGGCAGUGAGAUUAAAUAUUAUAACAAUACUGUAAUAUGAGAUAAAAAGUAAACUAAACAUACUGACCGCUCAUCUAAACCCACAUUAAUUGUCGGCUAGCGAAUUUUAACUGAUAGAAUUUUACAAAGAUUAAUUUUAAUCUUGUCAAAAUUAUGGAUUAA
Gossypium arboreum is the source of this 1797-nucleotide messenger RNA. Its product is annotated as protein DETOXIFICATION 14-like. Gene Ontology annotation, molecular function: xenobiotic transmembrane transporter activity; antiporter activity. Gene Ontology annotation, biological process: xenobiotic detoxification by transmembrane export across the plasma membrane. The record is from RefSeq and is a predicted model, not a curated record. Lineage: Eukaryota; Viridiplantae; Streptophyta; Magnoliopsida; Malvales; Malvaceae. Bases 92 to 1576 code for a protein of 494 amino acids. Gene Ontology annotation, cellular component: membrane. The transcript has 7 exons.